Messenger RNA from Selaginella moellendorffii, 2384 nucleotides. RefSeq names its product nudix hydrolase 3. Gene Ontology annotation, cellular component: cytoplasm. The coding region runs from base 44 to 2302 and encodes 752 amino acids. Lineage: Eukaryota; Viridiplantae; Streptophyta; Lycopodiopsida; Selaginellales; Selaginellaceae. The record is from RefSeq and is a predicted model, not a curated record. Gene Ontology annotation, molecular function: dipeptidyl-peptidase activity. The transcript is spliced from 21 exons.
GGUCCCGAUCAAGUUUGGUCCUUUUAGGUCUAGGGUAUUGGCUAUGGAGGAGUUUCUGGAUGUUCUGACGCCAGAAGGCGCGCACGCUGGAUUCUCCAAGCCCAGGAAUUUGGUGCACAGAGAUGGCGACUACCAUCGAGCAGUGCAGGUGUGCAUCUAUGCCGAGAGCACGAAGCAAAUCCUCUUGCAAAAGCGAGCGGAUUGCAAGGACUCAUGGCCCGGGCUGUGGGACAUUUCGUCCGCUGGGCAUAUCUCCGCCGGGGACACCUCGCUACACACUGUCAGGAAAGAGCUGGAAGAAGAGCUUGGGAUCAUCUUACCGGAGGAUGCUUUUGAGCUUCUCUUCGUCUUCCUACAAAGAGUCGCCCUUAACGACGGGAAGUUUAUAAACAAUGAGUACAACGAUGUCUACCUUGUGACAACCAUCGAUCCCAUGCCUUUGGAGGCUUUCACGCUUCAGGAGUCAGAAGUUUCCGAUGUCAAGUAUAUGUCCAUUGAAGAGUACAAGAUGGCUUUGAUCAAGAAGGAUCCAGCUUAUCUUCCAUAUGACAUGGAUAAAGAAUAUCACUUCCUGUUUUCGUCUCUAGAGAAGAGAUACGCAUCAGACGCCAAGCAUAGAAUCUCGACUUUGCAGAGCCAACUGAGUCGCUAUUGUCCCGUCAAUCUGACUGGAGAGAUUGGUGGCGUCAGCGACGGGGACAUCAAGGCAUUGUCUUACACGAUACGCGCGGCACAGAUUCUGGAUAGAAUAUUUAUCGAGCAGGAAUGUUCGAGCAACCCGGACUUAAGUUCCUGGCUGGAAAAGAAUGGCGAGAACUCAGAGCUCGACCACCUGAAGCUUUCUUAUUUCCGGAUCAAUAAAAGCCCAUGGUCUUGUCUUGAUGAAAACGAAGCGUUCCUGACAACUGCUGAUUCUGCGAUUAAAUCUACGAAAGCAACGGUACGAAGUGUUCACGGCUGGAAUGGCUUGGAAUACAGAGCUGCAUUUCCGGUGAUUAAGCCUCCUGGAGCAAACUUUUAUCCUCUGGACAUGGACAAAGCGGAGUUUGAGGCUUGGAAGUCCACACUAAACGAACAGGAAAAAGAAGAUGCAAUCGCGUUUUUUACUGUUAUUCGGAGAAAUGCUACUGAUGCUAGCCGCGGAUUAUUUCUCCGGAAAUACUCGGAGGAGUACAAGCCAUAUCUUGUAGAUGCGGCCAAGCUUCUCAAUACUGCCGGAGAUUGUGCUGAUACCCCCAGUCUGCAGCGCCUUCUCAAGGCAAAAGCAGAAUCAUUUGUUUCUAAUGACUAUUUUGAUUCCGACGUUGCGUGGAUUGAGCUGGAGUCCGCAAUUGACGUUACUAUCGGGCCCUACGAGACGUAUGAAGAUGCAUUAUUUGGUUAUAAGGCGACUUUUGAAGCUUUUAUCGGAGUUCGCGAUCAUGUAGCGACAGAGCAAGUUCGUCUUUUCAGUGGACAACUGCAGACUUUGGAAGACAAUCUACCUUUGGCUGACAAGUACAAGUCUACGAACGUAAAAGCUUCUCCGAUCCGUGUGAUUCAAUUGAUAUUUAACUCUGGAGACGUCAAGGGUCCACAAACUGUGGCAUUCAACUUGCCUAAUGAUGAGAGGAUUGUAAAGGAGAGAGGCAGCGCUAUGGUUAUGCUCAAGAACGUCUCGCAAACAAAAUUUGACCAGAUAUUGUUGCCAAUUGCAAAAGUCUGCAUUGCCGAGUCACAGAAACACUAUGUGGAUUUCGAGGCUUUCUUUGCGCACACAAUUUGCCAUGAAUGCUGUCAUGGAAUUGGUCCACAUACUAUUGUUCUCCCAGAUGGAAGGGAGUCGACUGUGAGGCUGGAGUUGCAAGAGUGCCAUUCUUCAUUGGAGGAGGCUAAAGCUGACGUGGUAGGCUUGUGGGCUCUUCAUUAUCUGCUGGAUCAGGGACUACUUUCCAGGGACUUGGAAAAAUCUAUGUAUGUCUCUUUUCUGGCUGGUUGCUUUCGUUCCAUAAGGUUUGGCUUGGAGGAGGCUCACGGCAAAGGACAAGCAUUGCAAUUCAACUGGAUUUACAACAAAGGAGGAUUCGAGCUCAACUCGGAUGGCACAUUCUCUAUCAAUUUUCACAAGGUGAGGGACGCAGUGAAGAGCCUCUGUACCGAGAUUAUGACUGUUCAGGCUCUAGGGGACAAGGCCGCCGCCAUUUCUCUUCUGAGCAAAUACGCGACCGUGACACCAGCACUGGAACGCAUGCUCUCUCGGGUCAGAGACGCAAAGAUACCGGUGGAUGUUGUCCCUUCUUUCGACGUGCUAGAGAGGCUUUGAAGCAAAAAGGAGUGGUGUUUAAAAGCAGAUCUCUUCUUGCUUGGCAAUACCAAAUACCUUUCUCUUCCGAGGUUAACACUUA